AUGGUUCGCGGGCUGUUCCUUGGGCUCGCCGCCCUGAUCUCCCCCGCGAUCGCCUUGAGGGGUCUCCCCAUCCCCAUCAGUGAACUUGCAAAACAGAUUAGAGUUCCUGGUGGUAGUCAGAUCCGAGAGGCGACGUACCAAGAGUACAACCUUUCGGUGCCCAUUGAUCACUUCCACAAUGACACCAAGUAUGCUCCUCACUCAAACGGAACUUUCAACCUGAGAUAUUGGUUCGACCCCCAGUUCUAUAAGCCUGGUGGCCCAGUCUUUGUUCUGAGUGGCGGUGAGACGGACGGAGCAGACCGUCUGCCCUUCCUAGAGAAGGGAAUUGUCAAUGAGGUGGCGAAAGCCACCAAUGGGUUGGGAGUUAUCCUCGAACACCGAUACUACGGAAGCAGUGUCCCAGUCCCAGACUUCAGCACCGAGAAUCUCCGAUUCUUGACGACUGAGCAGGCAUUGGCUGACACGGCCUACUUCGCCAAGAACGUUGUCUUCGAGGGUCUGGAGGAUGUCAGCUUCAGUCCUGAGAAGGUUCCCUGGAUCGCCUAUGGGGGCUCCUACGCAGGCGGCUUUGUCGCAUUCCUCCGCGUCCUGUACCCGGAUGUCUUCUUUGGUGCUAUCUCGUCUUCUGGCGUCGUCGAGGCCAUCUGGGACUACUGGGAGUACUUUGAGGGCGCUCGCCUCUACGCGCCCGAGGGAUGCUCCGACACGACCGGCAAGUUUGUCAACAUUGUGGACAACAUCCUCACCAAGGAGGAGAACUCCAAAUACAUUAGCUCGUUGAAGAAGGUCUUUGGAUACACGGAUGCCACCUCUAACGUGGACUUCGCCUCCAACAUUGCCACCGGAAUCUACAGCCUGCAGAGCGUGAACUGGGAUCCUGCUAUUAGUGACGACUUUUUCUUCACAUACUGCAAGGCUGUGGUUACCGACAAGAACAACUACACUAAUCUGGAACCUAUCCGCGACCAAGUCAAGGAGUUUGUCAUUGCUGGUGGCUGGGAGUCUGAGGUAGACCCGUUGACUGAUCGUUUCCUCAACUGGAUCGGAGUUCUCGGAAACACGAACGCCCAGGUUGAUGAAGUCGGCUUUUACGAGCAAGACGACCUUUCACAAACCUGGAGACUUUGGCCGUACCAGGUCUGCACAGAGUGGGGCUACCUCCAGACUGGAUCUGGCGCACCGGCCGACAUCUUGCCCAUGAUUUCUCGCCUCGUGGAUCUGGAGUACUCUUCGCAGAUCUGCAAAGACGCCUUCAACAUCACGGGGGUCGCCAACCUCGAGGCCAUCAACCAGUGGGGUGGAUUCGGUAUUUCCUACCACCGCCUCGCUUUCCUCGACGGCGAGUGGGAUCCCUGGAGGGCAGCAGGUGUCAACGCGUUGACCCAGCCCAAGCGUAACUCAACCACAGCCCAGCCGGUGAUUCUCAUUGAUGAUGCUGUGCACCAUUGGGACGAAAACGGGGUGUUCCCUGAGGAGGUUACUCCCGACUUCCCUCCCAAGGCCGUCCAGUCUGCCAAGCAGGAGAUCAGGGAGUUUGUUGCUGAAUGGCUCAAAGAGUUUAAGCCCUAG
Messenger RNA from Clonostachys byssicola, 1572 nucleotides. The record is from the annotation of a GenBank genome assembly. NCBI's taxonomy places the organism in Eukaryota, Fungi, Ascomycota, Sordariomycetes, Hypocreales, Bionectriaceae.